AUGGCCGCCAAUACGAGUUGCGCUUUUCACACUUCAGACGGCAUAGCCGCCGAAAGUGAAGGUGUACGAUUCAUACGCCUACGUGAGGACGCAGAAGUGGGCAAGGAUAUACUUAUAUUGAAUGCAUACCCACGCACAAAGAUAGCGCUGAUGGGAGCCGAGGGCAGUGGUGAUCACAAGUACUUUGGACUGCAGGAGAUAAAUGCAACUACCAUUGGAAUUAUGCUUUCACACUCUUUGGAGGAUUUAGUAGAUAGUGAGGUGCCAAAAAAUUUAUUAAAAUUUCGCGUUCUCUGUGCGGGAAAAGGAGAAAAACUUGAAGAGGGUAGCUACUUAUCGAUUACUGUUUAUAUAGAAGAUGUAAACGAUAAUGUGCCAGAAUUUCUAAAUACACCCUAUACUAUUAAUAUUAAUGAGAACACACCAGCCGGAACUGUGAUUUUUGAAGGCAUACAAGCAAUCGAUCAUGACAAGCCAAACACGCCAAACUCUGAUGUGCAUUUUAGCAUAUCGACUGUGGCAGAUCAGUUAUCCGCUGAUGGCAGUCCAUAUUUUGCACUGAAAGGUCCACAUCGUCCAUUAUUGGUACUGAAAAAGGAACUUGACUUCGAUUAUGGAAUUCGAAGUUUUAAAUUGCCACUCUUUGCUUGGGAUAGAGGCACACCAGUGAAUCAAGCGAAUACGACAAUUACAAUAAAUGUGCUGGACAUUGAUGAUCUUCCACCAAAGUUUACUGAAGGCGUUUACCGGACUAAGAUCAAUGAAUUUUUUCCAUUAACGGGAAAACCAAUACGAAUGCCACUCUACUUUUCACCACCCAUAAUGGCUUACGAUCAGGAUUCGUUAAAUGCAACUUUGAUUUAUGAUAUCAUAUCAGGAAAUGAAAGGAAAAUCUUUCGCGUAAGUCCACAUAAUGGAGUUGUUUGGAUACAAAAAGAAAUCGAUCUAGAAGAAGAAAGCUUACCGGGUAACACAUUUGUUUUACAAAUCGAAGCACGACAGCGUGAUAAUCCUCUACAAAAAGCCGUAGCCAGAAUUGAAGUUGAAAUACUUGACUUAAAUGACAAUAUGCCAGAAUUUGAAGCGGACUUCUACAAUAUAUCAAUUGUGGAGAAUUUACCUACCAGUUUCAGUGUUUUGCAAGUAAAUGCUAUUGAUCGCGAUCAGGGGGAAAAUGCCGAAUUUCUUUACAAUUUAAUUGAAGAAGAAGUUUCUAGAGGUGCUUUUCGUAUUGAUUCCCGUAAUGGUUGGAUAACAGUGCGUGAUGAUCGCUUACUUGAUCGUGAGCAACGCAAAGCAAUACGUCUAGUUGUAGAAGCUAUUGAACGGAAUCCACCCUACAUAGGCGAUAGGAAUUUCAGAAGAAGCAUACCUAACUCAGUUAAAGUAAUGAUCACACUGUUGGAUACAAAUGAUAAUACACCAAAAUUCGAACGUGGUAAUUUGUAUGAAUUUAAAGUGCCCAUUACUGCACCGGUUGGCUACAAAAUCGGCGAAGUAGUAGCUCUGGAUCCAGAUGAUGGCCCAAAUGGCAUGCUGACGUAUGAACUGCAACGACCUAAAGGCAGUGGUUAUAUACCAUUUCAUUUGGAUAGUAAAAAUGGCAGCAUACAUGUUAGUGGACCGUUACGCAGAGGUCGUAUUGCCGUAUUUGUUGAAGCAAGUGAUCAGCCUACAAAUCCAUCAGAGCGACGAUUUACCUUAGCAGUAAUAACGAUUGAAGUUUACGCUACGAUUGACGACCAAGCAAUAGAUUUUGUAGGUGCACCUUAUGAAUUUUGGGUUGGCUCAGAUGCAGGAUUAGGUACUUCAGUGGGUCAAGUUCGGACAACUCUCAUUUAUGAUGGAGAGGAUGAAAUUAUGUAUGAUCUUCUACACACAUACUCAGAAGGUGUGCCAUUUGCAAUUGAAGAGCGUUCUGGUAUUAUAACGGUUAUACGUGAACUGUCGGAAUUCAAAAGAAAAGUUUAUCACUUUGAAGCAGUUGCGAACUACAUGUUUGCAAAUUCAUCUCAACCACUGCCGAUGCCUCGCAGCGCACAGCCAAAGGCACUAGAACUUACUGAUGAAGGUGUUCUCAUAACCAAUGUCACCAUACACGUAGUACCGAAACCAGAUAAUAGAGUUAAUCUGCGGCCUGUUAUAGAAGAAAUCAAUAUGAAUGCAAUUACAUUUCACAUCGAAGAGAAUCUAGUUGGUGGCAAAAUUGGUCAGCUGCUUUAUAAGAACGGCGUUAAUGUGGUAAACAACGACUUGGGUUCGUACAGAGAACUGAAACACAAAAAUAAUGUCACUAUUGGCAGUAAAUUUCGUAGUAAUAACCCGCGUCUUUUCAAUAGAAAGCGUCUUCCUCGUAGACUUGUAGGCGAUUCCAAUGUAAAGCUACGCUACAUCAUUGCAAAUCAACAAGAAGUUGUAAACAAAAUUUCUAUCACCGAGGAUGGAACGCUUAUAACACUUAUGGGACUCGAUCGUGAACAACAACCUAAAUAUGAUCUCACUGUGAUUGUGGAGUACUCCACAGGACUUGUAAGUGGAGCUGGUAUUUAUCAGGUGCAUGUGAAAGUCGACGAUGUGAAUGAUAAUGCGCCCAAGUUUAACGCGUUGACUUAUGUUGGUUUAAUUAAUGAGAAUAGUGCAAGUGGCAGUGAAGUUUCCACCAACCAAGUGAUACUCGCGAAUGAUGCUGAUGAAGGACGCAAUGCUGAGUUUCGGGUUGUACUGCAAGGGGAAUAUAGUGAACAGUUUAGCAUUGAAUACAUCAACGAUACUUCAGAAGUACUUAAUAAGAGCCAUUACAAUUCGCGUCUCACCAAUGCUGAGACAUUUAACAUUUUUAAUUUAACUGAUCAGUGGAAUGAAGAGAUAAAAUUUGUGGAAAUGCAGACUAUGCUUAUGGAGCCUAAAAUGAAAACCGAUGUUGGUCCACAUUUCCGAAUUAAGUACACAGGCAAACGUCAAUUGGACCGAGAAAAAGAUCAACUCUACAAUCUUAAAAUUGUAGCAGUUGAUACCGGCGGUUUAUCGACGCAAGCCAAUUUGAAUAUUUUGAUUGCUGAUGUCAACGAUAAUGCACCAAUAUUCGAACGAAUUUCAGUAUUUAAGGACUCCAAAAUAGAAAUAAGAGAAUAUACCACUGACAUGGAAAUUUACUUUGUCGAGAGUUCGUUCCCACAAUUACAGUCAGUACCAUCUUCGAUUGUUAUACCGCCUUAUCAAAUCCCAGGCUCACCAAGGUACAAUAAAGAUAGCACAUUCAAUGCUACUUAUAUGGGAGCAACGGGUCAAAAGCCACGAGCAAGAACGCGUAUAGCAAAGAAGAGCCGAUCGCCUCGUGCACCUUAUCAAAAGGCUGGUAUAGUCAAAUGCCCUUUAUUUGCCGUAUACGAAAACAUACCGCUAAACACGAAAGUACUGCAGGUUAUUGCCAGUGAUGAGGAUUUUGGCAAGAACGCCCAAGUGCAUUAUGAAGUUUUGGCAGAACACAUGGACCGCUCAAUUGGCUCUGGUAUGUUACCGAAGGUAUACGGAGCAAAGUAUUUUACUAUUGACAAACUAACUGGUGAACUGCAGGUCAACUAUCCUUUAAUGGCAAAUGCGGAGAUUUUCUUGAAUUUGACUGCCACGGAUAUUGAUGGACUAAAGGAUACAACCUGUAUACGUUUUACUGUGAUUGAUGUGAAUAACCAUGCACCCACAUUUAAAAAAUCAUGGUACAGUUUCGAUGUGCAAGAAGGUGAAUACAACAAUAGCGUACUUGGUCAAGUGUUAGCAGUUGACCUCGACUACGGAGAAAAUGCAAACGUAUCUUACAGCUUAAGUGAACUGGACUUGCCUUUCAAAAUUAAAACACUUUCUGGAGUCAUCAAAAUUAUGGGCACACUAGAUCGCGAAGUUCGUGCCAAAUAUAAUUUUCAGGUAAUUGCAAUGGACAAUGCAGAACCGCUGUACAGAAUGUCCAGUACCGUUGAAGUGGAAGUGAAUGUACUCGACCUUAACGACAAUAAACCAGAAUUUGUGGGCUAUGACGAUAUGACAAAUGCAGCGCAAUACAUAACAGAUCUUUCAGAUAAAACAAUUAUGGUGCCCAUAUAUAAAGCGUAUCUCGAUCGUAGUACUACACAAGGCAUGUUUGUUAAGCAAGUGUCAGCAAUAGAUAAAGAUUACGUGGGUAAUGGCAACGGCUUAGUGCUGUAUUCCAUUCAACAUCAAGAUCUGCACACCCCCAUAUUUCAGAUCGAUUCACGUGACGGUACAAUAUCCACUAUAGCAAAUUUCAAAAGCUACAAUGAGUACGAACACUUAAACGUUACCGUUGUGGCAUCCGAUUUAGGUAGCCCACCACGCUCUUCAACUGCAGUCGUGCUUAUAAACCUACAAGGGCAAGCUGUCACAGAACCAAAUGCCAAGCCAAUUGAAGUAGUUGAAUCGCAAAAUAUUUCCGUCUUCCAACACCAGUACUACGAGGUAAAAAUGCUGGAAAACAAUGAUGCACCUGUGGAAAUAUUAAUUGUUAAUUUAACUAAAGAUAUCGAUGUCGAUGCUUACCAUUGGACGUUAUUGAUGGAAGUGGGUGCAGAUGCUGAAGAUGUGCAUCCGCCAUUUGAGUUCGAGGCCAAAACAGGUGCAUUGUAUGCACUCAAAUCAUUCGAUAGAGAAACUAAAGAACUGUAUCAACUACGAAUUCGCGCCGAAAAGUCUAAUCGAGAGGCACGUACUUAUGCGCAAAUUUCCUAUCCUGUUUUGGAUGAACGUAUUCAAGGAUUAGAGCAAAAUGAAUGUAGAGUGGUUGUGAACAUAUUAGAUGAUAAUGACAAUACGCCCAAAUUUAAAGGAAAUGGACAACCAAUAAUUGCGGUAGUGCCACGUUCUGCCACUUUCGGUUAUCCUGUGACAACUGUUCAUGCAAGUGAUGCGGAUGUUGGUCUCAAUGCAGAGAUACGUUAUCGUUUGUUAAACGAACCGUCCAGACUUUUUGCCAUUGAUGAGUUUACUGGUAAAAUUCGGCUUAUUGGUAAUGUGCCAAUGGAUGUACGCGUUUAUGGUUUCGACGUUAAAGCUGCAGAUCGAAAUGGUGCAGAUGACGGUAGAAGUAGCAUUAUAAAUGUGUUUGUGUAUGUAAUUGAAGAGGCUAAGCAAGUGCGUAUUGUCGUAGCAGGCAAACCAAUUGAAGUGGAAAGAAAAAUUGAUUCUCUUACUAAUCUGCUGAGCAGUGCUAUACAAAUGGAUGUGCGAGUGAGAUUACUUGAGCCACAUAUAGGUGGACUGGAACCUGCUACUGAUGCUUAUAUUUAUGCUGUUGAUUUUCGUACUAAUUCCAUUUUGGAUAUGGAGCAGUUACAUGAGUCAUUGGCUAGCUUGCAACUGGAUACAUUACAGUUUCAGUAUGAGAAGCAGCUGCAAGAAUCUGACAAUAUGAUUACAGUGGGAGCGUCUAUGCCACGCAUCAUAGAAUUAGCAGAAUUUGGAAAGCUGGCACACAAUAAUCAAAGCUCUUCUCACCUAAUUGGAGGCUUGGAAAUCUUAACUUUCCUGCUAAUCAUUUUAUGUGGACUUGGUGCUGCGACGGCUGCUUUAUGUUUCAUGUGCCUACGUCUGAAACGACGAACUUGGUCACAACAGGAUUUUCAAUCGUCCGAAACCGGUCUCACGUAUACAAUUGCACGUGCUGGCAUCGAAUCGUGCCGCCAGCAACGCAAACGCCAUAUUUUACAACAACAUCAACUACAGCAACAACAACAGCAACAAUGCGGUAAAUCAAUCCACACAACAAGUUCUUUCAUACCAGAAUCGGUUUGCUCGUCAGCACAAACGCAAUCAACAGCGCCAGCUUCACAGAAACUAGAACACCAACUGCAUGCACAUCAGCAUCCACAUCAACAACACAGUCAUCAUCAUCAUCACCAUCAUCAUCAGCAGCAGCAACAACAACAACAUCAACGGCAAAGAGAAUAUAUAGAUGUGCCUUUACCCAAAUCGAUUGUUAAAAACAACUUAGCUCGUUGCAGUUCUUUAGAGCAAGACACCUCACCAGCUCCUUUUGUGCUGAACUACAACAGCUGUCAGCCAGUAAAUAAUCUUCCUUAUGAGAGUUCUAUGUUCUCAUUACACUCAAAUGGGCAAGACUCUGGUGUGGACUUUUUAAGUAGUAGAGAAUUAUACGAAACCUCGCCGGACUCAUUACAAUAUGUAAGUGCCAAUAACGGACAACGCCUGAAUGGCAACGGAUUGUUAUGUCCGAAACAUGCCAAAGCACAUAUGGAAGGAAAAAUGAAUAAUGCAGAUAGUGCACAAAAUUACGAAGAAAACGAUGUGCCACUAACUGCUUCAAAUUGUCGUAGUUCGAUGCUGAAUCUGUGUGAUCACCAUAGACUUAAAGAACAAGACUAUCAGAGCACGAAUUUUGAACGUCGUAAUGCUUGCGUAAGGCACUCCUUUUCAGGUGUUAGAGAUGACCUAGUGCAGAACUCGCCGCAAGUGUCACUUAGACCACGUGGACAUACACUGCGAAAUUCGAUGAACGAUUUGGAAGAGCGAUUGCAAAAUCUCGAGCAAUCUUUCAGACGGCCAAUUGAAUUUGGCAAAUCUCAUUCAAUUUAUUAGCUAGUGAUUUUAGAACUAUAAGAACCACUUAUCCGUUGUGAAGUGGAAAGAAGCUUUUUCAUAGUGAAAUUGAUGUAAC
Molecule: messenger RNA, 6682 nt
Organism: Teleopsis dalmanni
Lineage: Eukaryota; Metazoa; Arthropoda; Insecta; Diptera; Diopsidae
Gene: Cad89D
Product: cadherin-89D
Exons: 15
Coding region: 1-6603 (2200 amino acids)
Biological process (GO): homophilic cell-cell adhesion
Cellular component (GO): plasma membrane
Molecular function (GO): calcium ion binding
Source: RefSeq, a predicted model, not a curated record